Messenger RNA from Echinococcus granulosus, 363 nucleotides. RefSeq lists its product as hypothetical. Bases 1 to 363 code for a protein of 120 amino acids. The record is from RefSeq and is a predicted model, not a curated record. The transcript has 2 exons. NCBI's taxonomy places the organism in Eukaryota, Metazoa, Platyhelminthes, Cestoda, Cyclophyllidea, Taeniidae.
AUGGGUGCUGGAGGAGCCGAAACUGCUGCAAGAGCAGAAGCUGGAGAAGCAUUUGGGAAUCCCAACCUCUCCAUGCAGUGCAGCACUUGGGAGAAAGCAGUCGAAGUGAAAGUGUUCGACAUUUGCCACCACCGUCAGCGUAAUAUCUAUCUGCAGAGGGCGAAGAAGACAAACGAAGAGGUAUUUGCUGCCUUGGAGGACACAGUGCUGGACCUGCGUAUGGCUGAGAGCAAAUCGUUGAACGCUGCUGGAGCUAAACUGGAGAUGGUGAGCAUGACAGGCGACAAGAUGAUGUGCCCACUCGUAUGGCGAAUCACAAACGUACCUGUUGGGGUUCACAAGACGCAGGAUGUAUCUGCGUAG